AUGACGAAAGAUGGAAACACUCCCAGAGUUGUCAAUGCCGACAACACUACCGGUACCACAAUCAUAGUUCAAUUCAACCCCGCUUUCCAACUACCUGUCAAACUUAGUGGCAAUCACAAUUUUGCCACUUGGAAAGCUCAGUUCUCCAUGCUUGUGCACAGCCAUGACCUCUAUAGUCACCUUGAUGGGUCUACCCAGAUUCCCACUUCGAGCACUACUUUUGGUAACAAUACAACCCCUAAUCCUGCUUAUACACUUUGGUUUGGUCAGGAUCUACUGUUCCAGAACGCUCUUAUGGCGUCUGUUGACUCUACUAUUACUUCCACAGUUGCUGCUGCCAACACAUCUAAACAGGCUUGGGACUCCCUGCACACUGCUUAUGCAAACAAGUCCCAGACUCGGAUCUUCAGUCUUUGUGAUCAACUUGCACGAAUCACAAAAGAUACCAUUCCCAUUACUGAGUACCUUCAGCGCAUUCGGUCCCUCUCUGAUGAACUUGCCACUGCAGGUGCCCCGAUCACUAACUUCAAACUUAUCAUCGAAAUUCUUAGUGGACUUGGCCCUGAGUUUUGUGAGAUAUCGCCUGCCAUACAAGCACGUGACACCAUAGUCAUUUAUAAGAAACAAUAUGAAAAGUUGCUUGACCACAAGCUCUUUAUCUAUCAUGAGGAAUCUAAGAAAACUCAUAGUCCUAUCACAGCAGGAGGGAGAGGACGGCCCAAGCGGAACCUUAUAAAGAUUCUGGUCACUGACCAGAGAUCAGCAGAUGUACGAAAUGUAGUAAUGGAGCUGUUUGUCUCACCAAAAGGGGUGAGAAUUGAAGAACCAAAUGCGACUGUCACUCCGAGGAGCACGCAAAAUGAGUAG
Messenger RNA from Nicotiana tabacum (common tobacco), 867 nucleotides. RefSeq lists its product as uncharacterized. The record is from RefSeq and is a predicted model, not a curated record. NCBI's taxonomy places the organism in Eukaryota, Viridiplantae, Streptophyta, Magnoliopsida, Solanales, Solanaceae.